GCCAUCAUUCUCCAUAGAAUGGGCAGCUGAACAUGAAGAUGAUUGAGAGACUACAGCACAAUUCAAAUAAAAGUGUCGGAGCAUAUUCUGAACGAGACAGCAAAGAGCUGAGAAAUGCUAAUUCUACCUUUUCUCUCAGGGAAAAUUUCUCUCGUGGACCCCCCAGCGGAGAAACCAUGCAUGCUCCUGUUUAUUUCCCAACCACACGUCACUUCUUGUGGAUGACAAAGUGUGUUGGUAUGAAGUCAAGAAAAUGCAUUUCGAGAUCUCAUAUAAUGCCAGCUGUGGUCCUGAUGACCGUAGUGUGUGUAUUAUUCUGCAUCAUUCAGGCUUGUUCAUUAUCACACGCCGGGCAGAUUGGGAGAAACUCUUCAACUUCCCAACUGUAUUCCUUACGACAAUAUCUUGUGCGAAAUUUCAAGGGUUGGUCAGCACAGAAUGACCAGAUAAGGAGAUUGACGAUGGUAAAAGAACAGAACAGGUUCCCAUCUUGCAUCAUAUUCGGGGUGUCGAAAGGCGGCACCAGAGCUGUCUGUGAGUAUUUAAAACUGCACCCUGAUGUUGUAGCUCCAAGUGACGAAAUUCAUUUUUAUGACAACCUCACUUUACAGAAGGAAAAAGGAGUUGAUUGGUACCUUCGACAGAUGCCGGCGUCCAAACCCAACCAAAUAACUGUCGAAAAAAGUCCGGACUAUUUCCAGCAUCCUCAAAGUGCGAGGCUCAUUUACGAAACCAACAACUGUACCAAGCUUUUGCUCUUGUUGAGAGACCCAGUGGAACGUCUGAUCUCACAAUACAUGCAACUUGUUGAAAAAAAUCCAAGCCUACCUGCUUUUGAAGAGUGGGUAAUAGAUCCCAUCACUGGAGAAGUCAACGUAAAACACCCAUCAGUUAUGGUUAGUGCAUAUUCCCAGUACCUAGGUGAUUGGUUGAGCGUUUUUCCAAGGGACCAAAUCCACAUUAUCGAAAGCGAUAGCUUAAGGGUUCAUCCACUAGAAGAGAUGAAAAUUGUAGAAGAAUUUUUGAAAAUAAGACCAUAUUUCACAGAAGGAGACUUUUACUUUAAUGUUUCAAGGGGUUUUUACUGCAACAGGAUAAGAGCUACUGGCAAAACCAAGUGCUUGGGAAAAUCAAAGGGACGAGAGCACAUUCCUGUAAAAUCAGAGAUUUUGGAGAGACUGCACAAGUUUUAUUUGCCGUACAACCAGGAGCUGAACAGGAUAUUGAAAAUGAAAUUCCCAUGGUCCUAACUCACUGAGAGUGAUAGCUUUAUUUUUCACGACUUAUAUUUUACAAGGAUGAACACGUAAUAUACCCACUGUCACAUUAUAUUUUAUGCAAAUGAGAGCACGUAGCAAUGUUUUUAUCAGUGAUAUUGAAGGGAAAACAUUAAUUCUAAUUACUGUCACAUUAAGCAAGAUAAGAA
This is a messenger RNA of Aplysia californica (California sea hare), 1426 nucleotides long. RefSeq names its product heparan sulfate glucosamine 3-O-sulfotransferase 5. NCBI's taxonomy places the organism in Eukaryota, Metazoa, Mollusca, Gastropoda, Aplysiida, Aplysiidae. Gene Ontology annotation, molecular function: [heparan sulfate]-glucosamine 3-sulfotransferase activity. The record is from RefSeq and is a predicted model, not a curated record.